Molecule: messenger RNA, 1263 nt
Organism: Raphanus sativus (radish)
Lineage: Eukaryota; Viridiplantae; Streptophyta; Magnoliopsida; Brassicales; Brassicaceae
Product: protein CUP-SHAPED COTYLEDON 1
Exons: 3
Coding region: 99-1031 (310 amino acids)
Biological process (GO): regulation of DNA-templated transcription
Molecular function (GO): DNA binding
Source: RefSeq, a predicted model, not a curated record
AUUUUACCCAUCCUUUCGUCUUUAAAAUUAGAAAAUCUAGGGUUUUGUUUUUUGUUUGCCUCAAGAGCUUUCUUCUUUGUGUGGUUGUCCCCUCCACAAUGGAUAUGGAUGUGUUUAAUGGUUGGGAGAGAUCAUCAAGAUUUGAAGAUGAAACCGCAAUGCCACCUGGGUUUAGGUUUCAUCCUACCGAUGAAGAGCUCAUCACUUACUACCUCCUCAAGAAAGUCCUCGACUCCAAUUUCUCAUGUGCCGCCAUUUCUCAAGUUGAUCUCAACAAGUCUGAGCCUUGGGAACUUCCUGAGAAAGCGAAGAUGGGGGAGAAAGAGUGGUACUUCUUCACACUAAGAGACCGAAAGUACCCAACGGGACUGAGGACGAACAGAGCAACAGAAGCUGGUUACUGGAAAGCUACUGGUAAAGACAGAGAGAUCAAAAGCUCAAAGACAAACUCGCUUCUCGGAAUGAAGAAAACUCUCGUCUUUUACAAAGGCAGAGCUCCUAAAGGUGAGAAAAGCUGUUGGGUCAUGCAUGAGUAUCGCCUCGAUGGAAAGUUCUCUUACCAUUACAUCACUUCCUCCGCUAAGGAUGAAUGGGUUCUCUCUAAAGUCUGUCUGAAAAGCAGUGUUGUCAGUAGAGAGACCAAACUGAAUAUUUCUUCCGGCGGUGUCAACUGCUCCUCUUCCGCCAGUUCUUUAAUUGCUCCGAUGAUCGAUGCCGCCUUUGCGAAGGAGCACGUGUCCUGUUUCUCCAAUACCUCUGCAGCUCAUGCUGCUGCUGAUGCGAGCUUUCCUCCUACUUACCUUCCCGCUCCAUCUCCUUCUCUGCCACGUCAGCCUCGCUUCUUUAGUGAUGACGUGGCUUUUGGUCAGUUUAUGGAUGUGGGAGCUUCUUCUGGUCAGUUCAGCAUCGACGCUGCGUUUUUACCAAAUCUACCUUCUCUGCCUCCGACGGUGUUUACACCUCCUUCUCAUCAGUCGUUCGGAAUGUACGGUGGCUCCGCACUGAGUUCCUCCUGGCCGUUUGCUCUCUGAUGAUAUCUUUAUGCGGUCACAAAGCUUAUCUCUCUCUGCCUUUUAUGGAUUCGAUUCAAGGAAAACUAGACUUUCGUUUUAAUUAAAAUGGUUUGUGUUAGUCUCGAAUCAUGUAGCUGUCGUCGCGUUUUGUGUUAUGUGUACGUGUUUGUGAUGUCCUUAUGCUUGUUUUUUAAAUAACAAUGACUUUCGGUGUGAAGUAAAUUUCUGAAAUUCAUUUUGCUUACAACUA